This is a messenger RNA of Striga hermonthica, 1995 nucleotides long. NCBI's taxonomy places the organism in Eukaryota, Viridiplantae, Streptophyta, Magnoliopsida, Lamiales, Orobanchaceae. The record is from the annotation of a GenBank genome assembly.
AUGUCGAAUACAUUCACGCCCAAGAAUAUCCUGAUUACAGGAGCUGCCGGAUUCAUCGCCUCCCAUGUGGCCAACCGGCUCGUCCGGAACCAUCCGGACUAUAAGAUCGUGGUCCUCGACAAGCUCGAUUACUGCUCCAACCUGAAGAAUCUCCUUCCCUCCAACCCUUCUCCCAAUUUCAAGUUCGUCAAGGGCGAUAUUGGAAGUGCCGACCUCGUCAACUAUCUCCUCAUCACUGAAAACAUCGACACCAUCAUGCACUUUGCCGCUCAAACCCAUGUCGACAACUCGUUCGGCAACAGCUUCGAGUUCACCAAAAACAACAUCUACGGGACCCACGUGCUUCUCGAGGCCUGCAAGGUCACCGGCCAGAUUCGCCGCUUCAUUCACGUCAGCACCGAUGAGGUGUACGGCGAGACUGACGAGGAUGCUGUUGUAGGCAAUCACGAGGCUUCUCAGCUCCUCCCCACGAACCCUUACUCUGCCACUAAGGCUGGAGCCGAGAUGCUCGUCAUGGCGUACGGUCGUUCCUACGGGCUGCCUGUGAUCACCACCCGGGGGAACAAUGUCUAUGGCCCGAAUCAAUUCCCCGAGAAGCUGAUCCCAAAAUUCAUCCUACUGGCAAUGAGGGGAAAGACUCUCCCGAUCCACGGAGAUGGGUCUAACGUUAGGAGUUACCUCUACUGUGAGGAUGUUGCUGAGGCUUUUGAGGUGGUUCUGCACAGAGGGGAAGUCGGGCAUGUUUACAAUAUCGGGACUAAGAAGGAGAGAAGGGUGAUCGAUGUUGCCAUGGACAUAUGCAAAUUGUUCAAUAUGGACCCGGAGAAGAGCAUCGAGUUUGUCGAGAACAGGCCGUUUAAUGAUCAAAGGUACUUUCUUGACGAUCAGAAGCUUAAGAAUCUCGGUUGGUCCGAGAGGACCACUUGGGAGGAGGGUCUGAGGAAGACCAUGGAGUGGUACACGAGCAACCCCGACUGGUGGGGCGAUGUUUCGGGAGCUCUGAUCCCCCACCCAAGGAUGCUGAUGAUGCCAGGUGGCACCGAGAAGCACGAGCCCAUCAAGGCUCAUGACUCGUUGGUAACCCAAAACUCGAGGGACAAUGGGCCCUCGGCCCAGAAUCCGGGCCUCAAAUUCUUGAUUUACGGGCGGACAGGAUGGAUCGGCGGCUUGCUCGGUAAAAUUUGCGAGAAGCAGGGGAUUUCGUACGUGUACGGGAAGGGGCGCCUGCAGGACCGGGCCUCGAUCUUGGAGGAUAUUGCAUCUGUUAAGCCCACACAUGUUUUCAAUGCGGCUGGUGUAACUGGCAGACCUAAUGUCGACUGGUGUGAGUCCCACAAGACUGAGACGAUCCGUACCAAUGUGGUGGGAACUUUGACUUUGGCGGAUGUGUGCAGGGAGAAUGGGCUGCUGGUGAUGAACUACGCCACUGGUUGCAUAUUUGAGUAUGAUGCUGCACAUCCAGAAGGUUCCGGAAUCGGGUUUAAGGAGGAAGACACGCCGAAUUUCACUGGUUCUUUCUAUUCCAAGACGAAGGCCAUGGUGGAGGAGCUUCUGAAAGAAUACGACAAUGUGUGCACGCUUAGGGUCCGCAUGCCGAUAUCUUCGGACCUCAACAACCCGCGCAACUUCAUCACCAAGAUCUCUCGUUACAACAAGGUGGUCAACAUUCCCAACAGCAUGACUAUACUGGACGAGCUCCUCCCAAUCUCAGUCGAGAUGGCCAAACGAGACCUUAGGGGCAUAUGGAACUUCACCAACCCAGGGGUGGUGAGCCACAAUGAGAUCUUGGAGAUGUACAAGGAGUACAUUGACUCGGGUUUCAAAUGGAGCAACUUCACCUUGGAGGAGCAAGCAAAGGUCAUAGUUGCCCCAAGGAGUAACAAUGAGAUGGAUGCAUCCAAGUUGAAGAAGGAAUUCCCCGAGCUGCUGUCGAUCAAAGAGUCGCUGGUCAAGUAUGUGUUCGAGCCGAACAGGAAAACCGGCCCUGCUAAGUGA